Molecule: messenger RNA, 1945 nt
Organism: Spinacia oleracea (spinach)
Lineage: Eukaryota; Viridiplantae; Streptophyta; Magnoliopsida; Caryophyllales; Amaranthaceae
Product: aspartic proteinase 36
Exons: 10
Coding region: 151-1710 (519 amino acids)
Biological process (GO): proteolysis
Molecular function (GO): aspartic-type endopeptidase activity
Source: RefSeq, a predicted model, not a curated record
UUCACUUCCCUUUUUCAAAAACAAAACCAAAAAAACUUUUCAAAGGGAAUCGAACAAGGGAAGUAAAAGAAGAAGAUUCUAAAAUCUAAACACAAAAACAGUCGUACCAAUCUCUCUCCUACCCUCCUCUUCCCCUCUCACUCCCCAUUGAUGACAACAAUGAUCAUCCGCAAUAACAACCAACGUCAUAGUGGUGGUGGCGGGGAAGGCGGCGUUGGCGGGGGAGGAGGAGCAGCAGCAGCAGCAGCUUCCUCAAUCAUCUCUCUGUUGCGCACAAUACUAAUCAUAGCAUCCAUUGUAUUAACAAUAAUCUCAUCAACUGUAUCUUCAAGUGCAAUCUUCAGUUUGAAGUACAGAUAUGCAGGCACAAAUCGCUCCCUAAAUUCCCUGAAACUCCAUGAUACUAAUCGCCUACAAAUGCUCUCUAAUGUUGACCUUCCUUUGGGUGGUAAUGGCCGCCCUGAUUCUUCUGGGCUAUAUUAUGCGAAGUUGGGUAUUGGGACACCUCCAAAGAACUUUUAUAUGCAAGUGGAUACAGGGAGUGAUAUCACAUGGGUUAAUUGCAUUGAAUGUACGGAGUGUCCUAAAAGAGGCUAUCAUGGUAUAGAUCUCACACUCUAUGAUCCCAAGGACUCUAUCACUGCUCAGAAUGUCUCUUGUGAUAAACCAUUCUGUUUAGAAGUAAAUGGUGGUCCAUUUCAAGUAUGCAGAGCCAACGAAUCAUGUUCAUUUGCCGAGUUCUAUGGGGAUGGGAGCUCUAGUACUGGAUACUUUAUGGAGGAUAUUGUGCAUUAUGAUCAAGUUUCAGGCGAUCUUCAGACUACGACUGCAAAUGGGAGUAUCAGUUUUGGGUGUAGUGCUGGACAAUAUGUAGACCGAGGUACCCCAAAUUCUGAUGAAGCUCUUGAUGGUAUUCUUGGAUUUGGCAAGUCAAAUUCAUCUGCAAUCUCGCAACUAGCUUCAUCAGGACAGGUGAAAAAGAUGUUUGCCCAUUGUCUGGAUGGUGUAAAUGGUGGAGGCAUCUUUGCUAUUGGAACUAUUGUGCAACCAAGGGUCAACACAACUCCAUUGAUGCAGGAUGAGCCGCAUUACAAUGUGAACAUGACUGGGGUUAAAGUUGGAAAUUAUUCUUUGAUUCUUCCAUCAAAUUUAUAUGAGUUAGGAGGCAAGAAAGGAGCCAUAAUUGACAUCGGUACUACCCUUGCUUAUCUUCCCGAGAUUAUCUAUGAGCCACUUGUUAUUCAGAUACUCUCGCGGCAACCUAACUUGAAAUUGGUUACUGUCCAAGACCUUUAUACAUGCUUCAAGUAUUCUAAAAGUGUUGACGAUGGAUUUCCACCUGUAACAUUUUAUUUUGGCUCUGGGCUCUCUAUGACAGUUUACCCCAAUGAGUACUUUUUCCCUGUUGAUGAUUUCUGGUGCAUCGGUUGGCAAAAUAGUGGAAGGUCAUCCAGGGACAAAAGGAACCUCACUCUUUUAGGAGAUCUAGUGCUUUCAAACAAGCUGGUCAUAUAUGAUCUGGAAAACAUGGUCAUUGGAUGGACAGAAUAUAACUGCUCUUCAAACAUUCAGGUCAAGGAUGAGCAGACGGGAACAGUUCAUCUAGUAGGUCCUCAUUUUAUAUCUUUUGCCUCCACUGUAGAUAUUCAAACACCCCUAAUUGUGUUGUGUAUAGGCUUAGCUCUGCUGUUUACGUUGUCAGUAAGUUGAGCUGCUAAUGUUGAUAAACUGCAUAUAAUAUGACACAACAUGAGCAGUUUAACAGAAGUGUACACAUAUUAUAGAUAUAGGAACUCGGUAUAAUUUUUCCUGUAAAUAUUCUGAGUACAGAUGCAAUUAAUAUUUGCACCCAAAGAGUGCAAAUUGUAGUCUCCAUCCAUUAUGCAAAUCAUCUACGAAGAAUUCACUCAAUUGAAUUAUGUACAUGUUAAAAGUUUCUUCAUUA